GAUGAUUUCAAUGGCUACAUGUGCGCAUGUCUAGCAGGAUUUAACGGAACAAACUGCGAAAACAAUAUCAACGAGUGUUCUAGUAAUCUAUGUCUUACGGCGGAAUGUGUACAGAUCAGGUCAAUGGUUACUCAUGUACGUGUGCUGCAGGAUACAAUGGAACACGCUGCGAAAAUGACAUCGACGAGUGUGCAAGUAAUCCAUGUGUCAACAAUGGAACCUGCACAGAUUUAGUUAAUGACUAUUUGUGUGCAUGUGUUCCUGGAAACGGCGGGAAAAACUGUGCAACUGAUAUUGAUGAAUGUGCUUCAAAUCCUUGUCUGAAUGGCGGGAUGUGCAAACGGAUGAAACCAAUGAUUACACAUGCAAAUGUGUAUCCCCUUACUAUGGGAAGCAGUGCUUGUAUCGUGGUAAUAAUAAAAAAUAAAUAACAACGUGAUUUAUACAGCGCUAUAUCCACUAGUUUGCUCAAACAGCUUUUU
This is a messenger RNA of Actinia tenebrosa (Australian red waratah sea anemone), 482 nucleotides long. RefSeq names its product fibropellin-3-like. NCBI's taxonomy places the organism in Eukaryota, Metazoa, Cnidaria, Anthozoa, Actiniaria, Actiniidae. The record is from RefSeq and is a predicted model, not a curated record.